GACACCCAGUCUAAUAUAGAGAGUGGUAGGUACACUCAGCUUAUCGAUGAUUAUCAAUGUUUUAAUGUUUUGGUGUAGCAAUGUUUCCAGCAGGGCUCCCCCUAUCACAAUUUCCUGUAUUUGUUUGCCUCUCUCGAUCUUGCUGGCAUCACAUCUCGAAUGACAAGGAUAGAUAGGUCUGAAAUUCUGACUAUAAGCCUGCAGAAACGCCUAGUGGCCUAGACUAGAUAAUACAUGCUUUAAGACGUGUCAUAUUUACUGUGGAUAUACAUAUAACUGUAGCAUUAUGUUAGAGUAAAGUUUUAUGACUGAUUUCCGAACUGUAUUUGAAAAAAAAAAACACUUAAUUGACAUUGACAUUAAUGACAUUAGUAGGUAUUAUUUGUCAUCGAAAAUCUAAUUAGUUUUGGGAGCAAAGUUGUACUUAUUUUUAUUGAAAUAAAAUGUAUAAAGUAGCAUUUUAUCUAUUGUUCGUUAUAACAAGGUGCAUGAGUACAAGUGAUAUUGAUGUAAAAACUGAAGAAGAUGUAGGAGUAAAAUAUGCGAAUAGAUGCGAAGUCUGCAAGAUUCUGGCUACGGAACUGCAGAGUCGGCUUGAGGAGACCGGUAAAGUCCACGAAGUACUCGAAAUCGGAUAUUCACUGGAUGAUGUACAACCUAAGAAGAAAAUGAAGUACCAAAAGUCGGAAUUAAGACUCAUAGAAUCAUUAGAAGGCGUUUGUAAUAAAAUUCUAGAGUACAACAUCCACAAAGAGAGACAGGACAGCACUAGGUUUGCGAAAGGAAUGAGUCAAACUUUUAAAACUUUGCAUGGCUUAGUUGACAAAGGUGUAAAGGUAGAUCUUGGUAUACCCUUGGAAUUGUGGGAUAAACCAUCAGCUGAAAUCACCCAAAUGAAAUCUCAAUGUGAAAGUCUUUUGGAGGAAAAUGAAGAUGCUAUUGAGGACUGGUACUGGAACCAUCAGGGUGAUGUAGAGUUAAAAAUUCACUUGUGCACCAAACAUGCUCUACAGGGCACUGACGACUCUUGUCUUUACGAGACUCUGAACGACAAAGACAAGGGCGAGCGUGCGGACAAGUCGGAACUAUGAGAGUGAAUGACAAAUACUAGUUAAGAUAAAUAGACUGCAGUGAUUUUAUGCAUUUAUCAUAAGUUUUUGUAAAUGGAAUGUACAUUAUCAAUAUCUGAAUAAUAUUGAUUAUUUCAAUAAAUAAUGUUAUUGGGUACAAUGAAACCUCAUCAAGUAACUCUUAUUUAUUUCUGGCAAUGUCUACCAAUACCCAAGUAAAUAUGUAAAUGUCUAUUAUUUAAAACCAGGUUAAAUUACAUAAUUAGCUGAUGACUAGGUUUAUAUUUUCAGUUUCCUACUUGAUAUAUUUUUUGUCUUUUUAUUAAUAUCCAAUAGUGUAGUAAUUUUAAGAUUUUUUAUUUAAAGUACAAAAACUGUUAAUAAGUACAUAAAAUGAUGUGAAGUAGUUAAUGUAUCUUUCAAUCUUCAAUCAAUAGUAAUAGUAAAGAAAUAUUGCAUUAGAACA
Messenger RNA from Ostrinia nubilalis (European corn borer), 1536 nucleotides. It is a transcript of the gene CNPYb, whose product is annotated as protein canopy homolog 4. The transcript has a single exon. Bases 444 to 1091 code for a protein of 215 amino acids. Lineage: Eukaryota; Metazoa; Arthropoda; Insecta; Lepidoptera; Crambidae. The record is from RefSeq and is a predicted model, not a curated record.